This is a messenger RNA of Pseudophryne corroboree (corroboree frog), 3204 nucleotides long. Its product is annotated as vomeronasal type-2 receptor 1-like. The record is from RefSeq and is a predicted model, not a curated record. Gene Ontology annotation, cellular component: plasma membrane. Gene Ontology annotation, biological process: G protein-coupled receptor signaling pathway. Gene Ontology annotation, molecular function: G protein-coupled receptor activity. Lineage: Eukaryota; Metazoa; Chordata; Amphibia; Anura; Myobatrachidae.
AUGCGUCCACGAACUGAAAUAAAUUCAACUCACAUAGACACAGAUAUACAAACACAGUUGCUCACGGAUGCAGUAUUGCCCCCGCCCCCCCUGACCACAUACCAGAGAGAAGAUCUUGUGGGUCAAAUAACGGUUGAGGAAAUUAACACUGCUAUCUCCAACUUGCCCCACGGCAAAUCUCCAGGCCCGGAUGGCUUUUCGGGUGAUUAUUACCGCAUGUUGCAGACCCACAUUGUCCCCUCAUUAUUGGAACUGUUUCAUGCAAUACAUGAGAGGAGCUCUCCAUCCCCGCUUUUUAAUGAAGCCUUUAUUACACUUAUCCCUAAACCGGGUAGGGACACUAACUUCCUUUCCUCCUACAGACCAAUUAGUCUCCUAAAUGUGGAUUACAAACUUCUAGCCAAGAUAAUGGCGACGCGGCUCCAAUCUAUUCUCCCUGAUAUCCUCACCACGACACAAAUGGGUUUUGUAACAGGUAGACAUGCGGUUAAGGCUAUCCGCACAGCUCUGGCGGCGGUGGCGGCGUCCCAGUCUCCAUGCACAGAUUCAAAUAUGCUUCUUAGCCUCGACGCUAACAAGGCCUUUGAUAUGGUGAUUACUAAUUCACACAUCAUGGACCAUACAUAUACCAUAUAUAUAAAUAUCACCCUCUUACUCACUUUAAUGUUCUGUUCCAUGGAUCAGAGAUGCAGACUUCCACCUAUGUCGGUGCUGGAGGGGAUAUCACAACCCGGCGACAUCAUGAUCGGAGUCUUGAUAAGUGUUCAUAUCGACAGAAAUUACCAAAAACUUACAUUCAAUGUUAAACCGUCCAAGACUUUGUGCACAGUGUUCAGCUUGGACUUCUACCAUCUGACUCAGACCAUGAUACACACCAUUGAAGAGAUCAACAGGGAUCCCAAUAUUCUCCCAAAUGUUACAUUAGGCUUCCAGAUGUAUGACACCUGUAAUAUACCACAUAAUGAAUUACAAGGAGCGUUACAAUUUCUGACUGAGUUCACCACACUUACAUCCAACAGCCAGUGUAGUUCUCGGCCAUCUUUCCCUGCCGUUGUUGGAUCCAUGAUUUCUUCAAAUUCAGUCAUCUUGGCUCAUGUUCUGGGGACAUUCAGAUACCCACAGGUCAGCCCAUACUCAACUGUUUCUCUGCUGAGUAACCGGGAAAUGUUUCCGUCUUUCUUCAGGACCGUUUUAAGUGAUAAACUCCAGUCUAUGGGAAUGGCUCGGCUUGUUUUGAGCUUCGGUUGGACCUGGGUCGGUCUUGUGGCAACUGACAAUGAUUAUGGUCUUCUGGGAAUUCAGCCAAUAAAACAAGAGAUAAUUAAGGCUGGGGCAUGUGUAGCUUUUACUGAACAUAUACGUCUAGGACAGCCAGAUCGUAAUGCUCCACAUAUAGUGAGGGUUAUUAAGGAGUCAUUGGCUAAGGUAAUUGUUGUAUUCUCUGUUGAUUUUGAAUUUGUUCCUGUUGCAAAUGAAAUGUUGAAACAGAACAUCACAGGAAGGAUAUUUAUAGGUAAUGCCGGUUGGAUCAGGACUAUCUUACUAUUAACAAGAAAUUAUUUCAACAUUUUUUCUGGCACUCUUGGCUUAACCCCUAUUGAUUAUGUGGUUCCAGGAUUAAAUCAGUAUCUCAAUAAGUUACAUCCUUCUCAGUCUAUGGGGGAGACCUGGGUUAACUUACAUUGGGAGAAAGUUUUCAGCUGCAAAUUUCUUUAUGGGAAAAACUUUACUGAUUCUUUGGAGACCCCAGUCAAAGAAUGUACAGGUGAAGAGAAGUUAGAUGAUGUCCGGAACAGUUCCACCUACAUCACCAGCUUUAAAUAUGCUCAUUUUACUUAUUCAUCUGUGAUGGUUUUGGCUAAAGCUAUGGAUGAUCUGAGAAGCUGCAAGGUGGGUAACGGGCCAUUUUCCCAUGGGACCUGUGCAGACAUUUGGAAUUUCAAACCAUGGCAGCUCACACACUAUAUCAAGAAAGUCCGACUCAAACUUAGUGGUGGUAAUAACAUUUACUUUGAUGAGAAUGGAGACUCAUCUGCAUUCUAUACUAUUGUGAACUGGCAACUGAGUCCGGAAGGGACUAUAAAGCAAAUUCGGAUUGGCAAUUAUAAUACUGCUGCAAUUCCUGAUGAAUCUCUGAUUAUCAACCCAAGUCUGUUGCUGUGGUCUAAGGGUGAUCAGCAGGUCCCACAAUCAGUCUGCAGUGAAAGCUGUCCUGCAGGAUACAGGAAGGCUGCUAGAUCAGGACACCCUGUCUGCUGCUUUGAUUGUGUCCAAUGUCUACAAGGAGAAAUAUCUAACCAGACAGAUUCAAUAAACUGUAUCAGGUGUUCUUGGGAUCAGUGGCCAAAUUUUGAGAAGUCCAGAUGUCUUCAAAAGUCAAUGGAGUUUCUUUCCUAUGAAGAUGCAUUAGGAGGAACUUUAGCUACAAUCAGCGUAAUAUCCUCACUUAUUCCUGUUCUUAUUUUGAGGCUUUUCAUCCUGCAUAGACUUACGCCUGUAGUGAAAGCCAAUAAUUACUCUCUAAGUUGUCUUCUACUGAUGUCCCUAUGUCUCUGCUUCCUGUGCUCUUUAGUAUUUAUAGGUUACCCCCACCAUCAGACGUGUCUCCUGCGUCAGGUACUGUUUGGCCUGGCCUUCACUUUGUGUGUCUCAAGCAUUUUGGCUAAGACUAUCCUGGUGGUGCUUGCUUUUAUUGCCCAGCCAGGCAGCAAUCUGAGGAACUGGAUGCGGCCCCAAGUGUCCUACAUGAUUAUUUUUACCUGUUUCCUGUUACAACUCAUCUUGUGCAUCACUUGGUUGUCCCUAGCUUCUCCAUUUCCACAAUAUAAUACUGAAUCUAAACAUGAAAACAUAAUUGCUGAGUGUAAUGAGGGCUCCACCAUUGCCUUCUGGACCAUGCUGGGAUAUCUGUUCCUGCUGGCCACCAUUAGUUUCAUUGUUGCCUUCCUGGGUCGAAAUCUGCCAGACAGAUUUAAUGAGGCUCAGUUUAUUACCUUCAGCAUGCUGGCCUUCCUCAGUGUCUGGGUGUCCUUUAUCCCGGCAUCCCUCAGUUCUCAGGGAAAAUACACAGUGGCCAUGGAAAUAUUUGCCAUCUUGGCUUCUAGUUGGGCUCUGGUGAUCUGUAUGUUCCUUCCUAAAUGUUUCAUCAUAUUGUUCAGACCAGAUCAAAACAGUCAACUACUCAUAAUGAAAAUUAAAGAUUAA